AAUAUUUGCCAAAAACACUGCAUUGCAAUGGAGAGCUGAUGCAGUGGAGUUGUGAAGAAGGAAAGGAUGAAUUAAAUGAACAUAGCACAACACACAACAUAGCUAGCACUUUGCAGAAUCUAAAUUUUCCCUCUGGGUUCCCUGUGGCCUGAUGUUCUGAUGGUGGAUUUCGCGCCAAAACCUCGACGCCGGAGACGCGCGUGCACGAGGUGCGUUCGUCCUUCCCUCAGUCUUGGCGGCCAUGACAGUCGGCUUUGUUUUGCCUUUCCAACAUAUUUAAGGGUUUUACCUUGAAUAAUGCAUGAACGACCAAAAGCUUUGUGGUUAAAUAGUAUCGAUGUGUCGAAAAGACUGAGUUGGAUUUACCUGAGCGUCUUUGAGGUUCCUCAAAAUAAGUUAAGAUUACUUGUUACAGUCAAAUGAAACUGUUGAGGCAUGGACAAAACCGCAUCGAGCAACAAGACAGAAAAGCUAAAGAAAACCAGAAAACGGAGAUAUCACGAGGCAAGGAAAGAAAUCCUAACACCAAAAGAACAGACUGAUUCUAUCAUCACCAAACACAGAAUAACUAGAAACGUAGGAAUUUACAAUAAAGCCAAAAAGUCGGAUACCAUUUUGAGAGAACUCAAUGAAAGGAAAGUCAUAAAAAAGAACUAUCAAGACAUUGACCAGCAGAUGAAGAAAGACCUUUCAAAAGUUUUAGAUGUGUCCUCUUUCAGGAUUAACAAUCUUGGAACAUCAGCAGAGUCUCAAAAUUACAAAAACUUGCCAUCAAAUGUACUUGAUACCUGCUUGCCAACAGAAAGAAAUUCUCCACAUGAGUGUGUUACACCAAGUUUAUGUGGCUCAGCAGGAGAUCUUUAUCAAAGUUGCUCAGGAAGAAGAAGUAAAGGACUGGCAUUCAAGACGCCUUUGCAAGAAAUUUCAGAAAAUUUAAUUGACAGCCUACAUCCUGCCAAUACUUUUAAUGGUAGAAAUUAUUUUUCAGAGGUUAAAGAACAAAUUGUAAAAGUUUUCAAACAAUGCUCAGCCAAUCAAAUGAUUGAAAAACAAGGAAUUCAUUCAGCAUUACACAAAAGACUUCACAAAAGAAAAACUGGAGAACCAGCAAUGAAACCUGAUUCUACAAAACGUCUUUCACCUCAUUUUCCAAACAACACAUCAUUGACUGAGGAGCCCAAGAUGAAUGAAAACGUUAAUCCAAGGGACAUGAAACAGGAUGAAGACUACAAACAGUACAAACCAAAGAAGCCCUUGGAGAACCCAUCAUGUAAUGUUGAAUUGUUCAAGCAAAUAAAUGUCACUACCAACCAGAUGAUAAAUCAAACAUGUGAUAGAAGAGAAAAUCUUUCAUGCAAAAAUGUAGAACCGUUUGAUUCUAGCAGAGGAGAAAAACAAAGUCAAGACAGAACUUAUAGCAAGUUAGCCUCAACUUUUGAUAUUCUAGACUUUCUGGAUCAUACAAUACAGAAAACUACAAAUCAGAACACUAAAUAUUUUACUGAACAAAAUGAUAAAGAAUUGGAGUGCUUGGUACCACCCCUGAAUACAUCACUGAUGAAAAACACUACUUCAAGUUCAAUGUUUUAUAACACCAUAAAGAAACAAACUGAAAAUUCAACAUUUUUUCCUCAUCAAAAAGAUGAAGACAGAGAACUAUUUGAAAAAUAUUUUCCUGAAGUGUCACCCCUCAAAAAGCCAUCAUUAAAAACACCAACACCUCCAAGAUUUUAUAGGAGGAAAAUGUUUUAGUUCAAAGCUAUUUAAGAAAAAUAAAAUGAAUAUAUCCAACACAGUGCUAUUGCUGUUAAAAGUUUUAUUUCCUGGACUGAAAUUAAUGCUUGAAAUUAAAUUCUUUUUA
Messenger RNA from Actinia tenebrosa (Australian red waratah sea anemone), 1861 nucleotides. RefSeq lists its product as uncharacterized. The record is from RefSeq and is a predicted model, not a curated record. Lineage: Eukaryota; Metazoa; Cnidaria; Anthozoa; Actiniaria; Actiniidae.